Dendroctonus ponderosae (mountain pine beetle) is the source of this 954-nucleotide messenger RNA. Its product is annotated as enkurin. The record is from RefSeq and is a predicted model, not a curated record. The transcript has 4 exons. Gene Ontology annotation, cellular component: acrosomal vesicle. Gene Ontology annotation, molecular function: calmodulin binding. The coding region runs from base 91 to 933 and encodes 280 amino acids. NCBI's taxonomy places the organism in Eukaryota, Metazoa, Arthropoda, Insecta, Coleoptera, Curculionidae.
CCAAUAGUGUUGUCACCGAGCAAUUAUGUUUGUUUGAUCAAUACCAGCCCUCCCUCCUGACAGACUGACACUCUAUAUCGUCUCCUGAAAAUGUCGCUAAUUUUCAUAACACAUCACGACGAAAACAUUUACGAUAUAACCAAGACGCAGUCGGAGCUGCAGAAAAAGUCCCCAAAGUACGUUAGCAAGUUUCGCGAUUCUGGAGGCAAGUCUGCCCUGAAAAACGACUCCGGGUCCCACUUGGGCGACAAAUUCUGCGGCCUUCAUGCCACCAUGGGGCUGCCGGAGCAGGAGCCACCGGAUGCGCGCAAUUUCUUAAAGAAACGCACAGGAAAGCCGAGUUAUACUGUGAAAAUUCCGGGCAAACAACGCAGAGUGAAGGUGCUUCAUAAGGCACAAACGCCCCUGCUAAAGGACUUGCUGGAAGCUGCCAAGUUGCACUCAAAUCAAAUGGAGUCGCACAAGGACUUUGUCAGGGACAACGUGCAGAACGUGCGCCAGAUGAAGCCUAAAGAGCCUCUGCAUAAGAUCGUGGUUGACCGAAUGGGCACCACGAUGGAACCGGAAGCCCAAGGCCUGGAGCCUGUUUACAUCAAAAAGCCCAUAUUCGGCAAAACCCCCAAAUAUCUAGUCAGGUUCAACAAAAUUAAGGAAAAGGAGUACCAAAUGCGCAAGGAUUUAUCGGGCAAGCAGCAGCCAAAGUGCCACUACAUAACGCGCGACGAACGAGAGCAACUACUUCAGGGCCUAAAGAAGAACUGGGAGGAGCUGCAGAAACAGUACCAGGGCUUGCCGAUAUUGACUGACACCAUUCCGAAAAAAGUGAAAAAAUCCAAGCUUGAAGCCGACCUGCGCCAGUUGGAGAAGGAUAUCGUGCUAGUGGAAAGGCACCCCUAUAUUUACGUAUACAACGAUGCGGAAUUUUUGUCGUAAAUAUAUAUUUUUCGAAUGUAA